AUGAAUAAAAUUUUAAUUGCCCUCACUAUUUUAGGACUUUGUGCUGCUGCAAACUUCAAAUGCACUGCUGAAAUGAAGACUGCCAAAGCUUGUACUAUGGAAUAUAUGCCUGUUUGUGGUGUUAAGAUGGCUGAAAAAGGAAGUUCUAAGUACAGCUCUAUUAAGGCUACUUAUGGAAACAAAUGCUCUGCUUGUGCUACUGAAGGAGUCGAGUUCUAUGCUGUAGGAAGUUGCGAUGAAUAUCCCAAAAAUGCCACUUUUUGCCACCCAGAAGCUCAUUUAAAUUUAGCUUGUACCAGAGAACUUUUCCCUACUUGCGGUUUAUACGAUAAUUCUAUCACUUGUGAUAAAGGUCUUUGUGGCUCUAACUUUAGCAACAAAUGUAUGGCCUGCACUAACGAACAUGUUUCUUAUUUCAUGGCUGGCUAUUGCAAAAACUAAAAAUGA
Molecule: messenger RNA, 447 nt
Organism: Tetrahymena thermophila SB210
Lineage: Eukaryota; Ciliophora; Oligohymenophorea; Hymenostomatida; Tetrahymenidae
Product: kazal-type proteinase inhibitor 1
Exons: 1
Molecular function (GO): protein binding
Source: RefSeq, a predicted model, not a curated record